AUGGCAGUCCAGACAAGACAGUCUGCGGCAUGCCUAGGACGUGCUCUUAUCUGGUCUGGCUGGAUGCUCUUUCGACAAUAUUCAUUGAUCGAAAAAUGGCAGCCGCGACAGUCAACAGAGGUCCGCCAGGACAAGCUGACGUUGCGUACGCGCCGAGUCGGACCACGUACCAAGAGCGCAUUGAGAGGCGUCAAGAAAGUGAAGAGAUCGAUCGCACUCUUCCUGAGUCCUGACGGGUUUCCGCAAAAGCUAGAAUCUAGCUUGGCAUGGACCGCGGCCACCGUCACAGAUCAGUACGACUGGUCCUACGAGCUGGACGAGUCUGAGUUGGACGACCUUUCCUCUGCCCAAACUCCAUCCUCGCCUCCGGUCCAUUUCCGCCGACGUGCACAACGGCCAAGGGUUCAAGGUCAUUCGUGGCAUCCCUGUCGAGCGAUGUACCAGAGAAGAAAACGUCGUCGUCUACGCAGGCAUCGCCUCUCACGUGGCCACCACUCGAGGGCGGCAAGACCACCAGCACAACGGCCGCUCUUGUACCACCAGCCUGCCGCGAACAACCAUGCCGAGCGUGUAAUCAUCCAGUAUGCCCGACGGGGAUUCACAAGAUACUGGGGCUUGCCGCGCAGUGCCAACAUUCCCGCCGUCACGGAAGCGCAGGCCGAGGCCCUGGACGCCGUGCCCUUGGCAGCCGAGAAGCAUGCCUUGGCCCUCGCGCUCCGCCCUGGCGAUAUUCAAUUCGUCAACAACCUGAGCUGA
Molecule: messenger RNA, 756 nt
Organism: Metarhizium album ARSEF 1941
Lineage: Eukaryota; Fungi; Ascomycota; Sordariomycetes; Hypocreales; Clavicipitaceae
Product: Taurine catabolism dioxygenase TauD/TfdA
Exons: 1
Coding region: 1-756 (251 amino acids)
Source: RefSeq, a predicted model, not a curated record